AUGGCUGCGGCCCGACCAGUUGCCAGUCGAGCCAGCCCAGUUAGUAUUGAGGAUGGAGAGGAUGAGGGUGAAGAGGGUGAAGAGGGUGAGGGUGAGGGUGAGUGUGAAGGCGAGGAGGAUGAGAACGCGUAUAUGAACGAGGAGGUCGAGGUCGAGGUCGAGGAUGAGGAUGAGGAUCAUCCAAAAGUGGGAAAUGAAGUCCCAGAGUCCAAGGCCACCCGCCAUGCUGAAGUCAUGGGGGUGCUGAAGCAGAUACUUCAGAAGAUGUGCGAUAUCGAAGAGAAAUUGAAAAAAACAAAAAAAUAA
Molecule: messenger RNA, 306 nt
Organism: Phycomyces blakesleeanus NRRL 1555(-)
Lineage: Eukaryota; Fungi; Mucoromycota; Mucoromycetes; Mucorales; Phycomycetaceae
Exons: 1
Coding region: 1-306 (101 amino acids)
Source: RefSeq, a predicted model, not a curated record